AUGCUAAAGAAUUUCAAGAUCGUUCGCACAAUCAAAGUGUGUUCGAUACUUUUUUCAUUUAUUUUAGCAAUAACAUGUUUAAUUAUCAAAAUCAAUAGUAAAAGAGCGAGCCAAUCCACUAAAAUCGAGAAAAAUUUACCUGCUCCAUGUAAUUUCGAACCAAUAAAUGAACCAUGCAGUACAAAACGCGAUGUUGUCUUUUUCUAUGGAACAAAUACACAUAAAGGACUCCUUUUAGCAGUUAAAUCUCUGCGAACAACAAGAGCGAAAUGCAGAAUUGUUGUUUUAGUUCCUUCAACGUUUAAAGCAGAUGACGAAUUUGCAAACUUUGCUCAAGAAUAUGACAUCGAAAUCUACUCUGGCUGCGAUAUGAAACGAAAAGGAGAUACAAUUGCUCACAUGCUGAGAUAUGAAUACGAAGCUAAGUGGAUUGAAGAACAUAUUAAUGAAAUAGAUCGAGUUAUACAUUCAGAUGGCUAUGAUGUUUUCUUCCAAUCAGAUCCUUUUGUUGUUUUACAAGAUAGCCAGAAUUUGAUAUUCAUUGUCGAAUCUCUGAAGAUACUUCAAUGUGAAUGGAACGCAAAUUGGGUGAUAGAUUGCUAUAAUCAAUCAAUUUUUAACUUAAUUAAAGAUAAUCAAAUUAUUUGCAGCGGUGUAAUAUUAGGACCGGCAAUACAAUACUUACGAUUCGUUAAAUUAAUGAUUGACCUCCCAGAAUGGUCUUUCUGUUGGGCAGAUAGCUAUGAUCAACCAAUUGUUAAUUAUUUAGUUCAUGGAGGUGUUUUAAAGGAUAAAGGAAUCAGUUAUGCACUUAUAUCAUGUGAUUCAAACGUUUUGAACAUGCAAUGGUGCCUUUAUGGAAAAUCUGUUCCAUAUUCCAAAUCCGGAUUCGUAAUGACACCUAAUAAUAGAAUAGAGCCUGCCAUAUUACAUCAAUACAAUCGUUUUCCAGAUACAAUGAAAGAUUUAGGCCGACAAUGCGGAAUUCAAUUUUCUUAA
Molecule: messenger RNA, 999 nt
Organism: Trichomonas vaginalis G3
Lineage: Eukaryota; Parabasalia; Trichomonadida; Trichomonadidae
Product: nucleotide-diphospho-sugar transferases family
Exons: 1
Coding region: 1-999 (332 amino acids)
Source: RefSeq, a predicted model, not a curated record